GCAGACCCGGCUGGAGUGGAGCGCCCGGGGCCGGGGGUCGGAGGCCGCCAUGAACUUCUCCGAGGUGUUCAAGCUCUCCGGCCUGCUCUGCAAGUUCUCCCCGGACGGCAAGUACCUGGCUUCUUGCGUCCAGUACCGCUUAGUGGUCCGGGAUGUGCACACCCUCCAGAUCCUUCACCUGUACACGUGCCUGGACCAGAUCCAGCACAUCGAGUGGUCGGCGGACUCCCUCUUCAUCCUGUGCGCCAUGUACAAGCGGGGGCAGGUUCAGCUUGACGCGCGUGCGCUCAUGUGUUGUGGGUCUGCGUUUCUGUCCGUUGCGAAUCCAGGUGUGGUCCCUGGAGCAGCCGGAGUGGCACUGCAGGAUCGACGAGGGCUCGGCCGGACUGGUGGCCUCCUGCUGGAGCCCCGACGGCCGCCACAUCCUCAACACAACCGAGUUCCAUCUGCGGAUAACUGUCUGGUCCUUGUGCACAAAGUCCGUGUCUUACAUCAAAUACCCCAAAGCCUGUCAGCAGGGGGUCUCCUUUACCCGGGACGGCCGCUACAUGGCGCUGGCGGAGCGGCGCGACUGCCAGGACCACGUGAGCGUCUUCGUCUGCAGCGACUGGCAGCUCCUGCGGCACUUUGACACAGAGACCCAGGACCUUGCAGGGAUUGAGUGGGCCCCAAACGGCUGUGUGCUGGCAGUGUGGGACACCUGCCUGGAGUACAAGGUCCUGCUCUACUCCUUGGACGGCCGGCUCUUGUCCGCAUACUGUGCCUACGAGUGGUCCCUGGGCGUCAAGUCUGUGGCCUGGAGCCCCAGCAGUCAGUUCCUGGCCAUCGGAAGCUAUGACGGGAAGGUGCGCAUCCUUAAUCACGUGACUUGGAAAAUGAUCACAGAGUUCGGGCACCCAGCCACCAUUAACAAUCCCAAAAUAGUCGUGUACAAGGAAGCCGAGAAGACUCCGCGGCUGGCGCCGGGCCGCCUGGCCUUCCCCCCGCCCAGAGCAGCGGCCGGCGUGGCCUCCCCCGCGGAGACCAAGUAUGAGAUCGCCUCCGUGCCAGUCUCCUUACAGACCCUGAAGCCUGUUGCCGACAGAGCGAACCCGAAAAUCGGCAUCGGAGCGCUGGCCUUCAGCCCGGACAGCUACUUCCUGGCGACGAGAAGCGACAGUGUCCCGAACGCCGUCUGGAUCUGGGACAUUCAGAAGCUGAGGCUCUUCGUGGUGCUGGAGCAGCUGUCCCCCGUGCGCUCCUUCCAGUGGGACCCGCAGCAGCCCCGGCUGGCCAUCUGCACGGGAGGCGGCAAGGUGUACCUGUGGUCGCCAGCGGGCUGCGUGUCUGUGCAGGUGCCUGGGGAAGGUGACUUUCAGGUGCUUUCUCUGUGCUGGCAUUUAAACGGGGACUCACUGGCCCUCCUCAGUAAGGACCACUUCUGCCUGUGUUUCCUGGAAACCGAGGACAGGGUUGGCACGGCCUUUGGACGACCAGGUGACCACACGUAGGACCUGCGAGUGCCCAGGCCCGGCCGAGACGAGAGAACACCGCGGCAUGUGGCAGCUACGGGGAAGGUGCAGGGCUUCUGGGGCUUGGGGGGUGUUCCACAACAGUGGCCCAGAUGAAAUGACCGGCUUUUAUUUUUGUAUAGCAUUCCUGUAAAUAUGUAUGGUAUGAAACUAAUUUUUAUUUAAAAUAAACAUUUGCUAACUCA
Messenger RNA from Herpailurus yagouaroundi (jaguarundi), 1696 nucleotides. It is a transcript of the gene WRAP73, whose product is annotated as WD repeat containing, antisense to TP73. Gene Ontology annotation, cellular component: MWP complex; microtubule organizing center. Gene Ontology annotation, molecular function: protein binding. NCBI's taxonomy places the organism in Eukaryota, Metazoa, Chordata, Mammalia, Carnivora, Felidae. The record is from RefSeq and is a predicted model, not a curated record. Gene Ontology annotation, biological process: microtubule anchoring at mitotic spindle pole body. The transcript has 12 exons. The coding region runs from base 153 to 1490 and encodes 445 amino acids.